CUCCUCCUCCUCUUUCUCAGUCAGUGCAUCUCCAUCAGUGAGGAGGCGGAGCUUCAUCAGAAGAGGAGGUUCUCUCCGCCUCAUCAUGGGGCCCUGAGGGGGCGGGGUUUCUGAGUAGACUGAGGAAGAGGAGGAAGCAUGGGGAAGGAGCAGGAGCUGCUGCAGGCAGUGAAGAGCGGAGACCUGAUAACAACCCAGAAGCUGCUGUCCAAGCUGAAGAGCAGAACCAGUUCUCGGCGCUGCACCACGCCGCGCUCACCGGAACCACGGAGCUGCUGGCGGCGCUGCUGGACGCUCAGGCCACCGUGGACAUCAAGGACAGCAACGGAAUGCGGCCGCUGCAUUACGCCGCCUGGCAGGGGAAGGCGGAGUCUGUGCUGACGCUGCUGCGCUCCGGCGCCGCCGUCAAUGGCGCCUCUCUGGACGGACACAUCCCGCUGCACCUGGCCGCUCAGUACGGACACUUCCAGGUGUCGGAGAUGCUGCUGCAGCAUCAGUCCAACCCCUGUCUGGUCAACAAGGCUAAGAAGACUCCUCUGGACCUGGCCUGCGAGUUCGGACGAGCCAAGGUGGCGCAGCUGCUGCUGAGCAGCAACAUGGUGGUGGCGCUGCUGGAGGGCGAGAGGAAGGAGCCGACGGACUCGGCCUUCACCACGCCGCUGCACCUCGCCGCUCGCAACGGACACAAAGACGUGAUCCGGCUGCUGCUGAAGGCCGGCAUCGACAUCAACAGAACCACCAAAUCCGGAACCGCCCUCCAUGAAGCCGCGCUCUACGGGAAGACCGAGGUGGUCCGGCUGCUGCUGGACGCUGGAGUGGACGUGAACAUCAGGAACACCUACAACCAGACGGCGCUGGACAUCGUCAACCAGUUCACCACGUCGCACGCCAGCAAGGACAUCAAGCAGAUGCUGCGAGACGCCACGGGGAUCCUGCAGGUCCGAGCUCUGAAGGACUACUGGAACCUCCACGACCCCACGGCCCUCAACAUCCGAGCUGGAGACGUGAUCAUGGUGCUGGAGCAGCACAUAGACGGCCGGUGGAAGGGUCACAUCCACGACAGCCAGAGAGGGACGGACCGCGUGGGCUUCUUCCCGCCGUCCAUCGUGGAGGUGAUCAGCAGGAGGAGCGGGGGCACUCUCUCCCGGCACGCCUCCCUGCCCACCCAGCGCCAGCAGCUGCUGUCCAGAGCCCCCCUCUCCUCCAGCCUUAGCUCCGCCUCUCACACCGAUGACUCCUAUACACUGUUUGCCCCGCCCACCCAUGUGGCGUUUCCACUCGCCAACGGCCUCACCGCCGCCACAGCUGGGGACAGGAGCAGCGUUGGGAGCACCGGCAGCGUGGGGAGCACUCGCAGCGCGGGCAGCGGGCAAAGCGCCGAGAGCACCGCCGCCCCCAACGGACACCAGCACGCCGCCGGGCACCCUGACAACCAGGCGGCGCCCGCUGCUGUAGAGGCGGGGCUCUUCGUAGACGUCAGCGCUCAGGCCGACUUUCCUGCAGGUGGGCCUCCUCGGAGACAGACGGUGACGGUGCAGCGGGCGGCGGAGCCCAGCGCGUCGCAGCAGUUCUUCCGCCCACAGCAGCUGCUGGACGGGAAGGACGCAGAGGCCAUCUUCCAGUGGCUCAGUGACUUCCAGCUGGAGCAGUACACCGCCAGCUUCGUGAGCGCCGGAUACGACGUGCCCACCAUCAGCAGGAUGACCCCUGAGGACCUGACCGCCAUCGGAGUGACCAAACCGGGACACCGCAAGAAAAUCUCCAUGGAGAUCAACAACCUGAACAUCCCCGAGUGGCUGCCCGAGUUCAUUCCCUCUGACCUGGGCGAGUGGCUCAGCGCCAUCGGCCUCCCGCAGUACCACAAGAAGCUCUCUGAGAACGGCUACGACUCCAUGAGCAUCGUCAGAGACCUGACCUGGGAGGACCUGCAGGAGAUCGGCAUCACCAAGCUGGGCCACCAGAAGAAGCUGAUGCUGGCGGUGAAGAAGCUGUGCGACAUCCAGAGGGCGGUCCUACAGGCUGAGUCGGGCCACGGCACUCUGAGGCGGAAAGCCCCCCGAGGGCUCCACCUGGUCACCAUCGAGUCGCCUGAUGCCAGCAGCGAAUGCUCGUCCCCUCACACGCCGAAGAUGAUGACCUUCCAGGACAGCGAGCUGAGCUCCGAGCUGCAGACCGCCAUGUCCAGCCACUACUGUGACGAUGCCUUGGCCAUCAAGAGUGCAGUCGGGAUGUCCCAGAGCCAGGAGAGCCUGGAUACGCGGUCCAGAGGGUCCGGGCGCUCCCAGGAGCUCCCCACCGCCUCCGUCAACCCCCACAGCUGGCCCCCCGAGGGGGUGGAGGGCAGCCCGGCUAAGGAGAGGAACCUCCCCGAGGGCUGGGACCAGAGGCCUUUGCAGCAGCAGCCUCUGCCCAAGCAGGUUCCUCUGGGAACCGCCACCGUGUUCAAGUACCCCGCCAUCCCCGCCAAACCUCAGCUGGCGGGACCACGCGGCCCAUCGCCCCACGGCUCCCCGGCACUGAAGGCCUUUACCUACCUGCACUCUCAGUGUGGCUCCACAGACCUGAGCUCAGCAUCCAGACCCGAGACCCGCCACAUGACCCUGACCCCGCCCAAGAGACGCACCCAGACCACAACCCGGUACGCUCUGUCCGACGGGGAGCCCGACGACGACGAGGAUGAGCUCGCCGUUCCCCGUGGAAGCGUGCCGUCCUACGCCACUCUGACCCGGAAGCCCGCGCGCAGCCAGGCGGCUCGGCUACAACUGGGCUCGGAGCGGAACGUAGGGCGGAGUCAGUCUUUCGCUGUGCGGGCCCGGAAAAAAGGUCCCCCUCCACCGCCCCCAAAGAGGCUGAGCUCAGUAAGCAGCACCACGAGCGGCGAGCUGAGUGACAGCAGCCCCACAUCCUCCUCUGGGGGGGUGCUGACAGACAGUCCCGGGAGCGUCCGGAGCAUCGCCGCUUCUUUAGAGGGCGGGGCAGAUGUCAAAAAAUCCCCGGGACCCAAACCGGCCCCCGUCCACCAGGGGCCGGCUCCGAUACCCGCAAAUCCCACUGAGACCAGAGAGCCUGACGGGGCCAGGAGGCGGGUGCAGAGCCAAUGCCUCGCCGCGCAGGCCAGCACCAGCUCUGAUCCGGACCGAGGACCCAAGUCCGACUCUGAGGAAGAAGAGCCGAAAGGUCCUGGACUCGAGGGCUCGUCCUCCCCCCAGAACAGCUCCAGCGAGUGCAUCCCCUUCGCAGAGGAGGGAAACCUGACCAUCAAGCAAAGGCCCAAAGCUCCCGGUCCGCCCCGGGCCGAGGCGGUUCUGGAGCCUCCUGAUAAACCUGCAGCCAAGAGUCUGGAAGUGCCGGAGUUCAACCUGAAGGAGUCGGACACGGUGAAGCGCAGACACAAACCCAAAGAGAAGGAGCAGGACGAGGGCUCCCCGGUCCGGACUGCUGGGUCGGACUCUGGGGGCAGUAGGCCUCCAUCACAGAAUCAAGACCAGCUCAGAACCACGGAGGCCGGUCUAGAUCGGCCUGCCAGUCCGGCCAAAGGGUCUCCUGUAAAACCGCCGCUCUCCCCAAAACCAGCCGUGGCUCCAAAACCAGUUCGGACCAGUCUGCUGGCAGCUCAAGGAGGACCGGCCUCCCCCACGCUGACCGUCACUGUGGUUCAGAGUGUGGCCUUCACGUCGCCAUCCUCGCCCUCCCACGGGUCUCCAGCCCCCCAGAGUCCCUCCCUGACAGCUGGAAGGCACCAGGGGGGUCCAGGUUUUGUGGCGGAGCCAGCGGCGGAGACGGAGGUGGUCCAGCAGAAACUGGACCAGACCAGCACGUCGCUGGCAGCAGCUCUGAAGGCCGUGGAGAGGAAGCUGGAGGACAGCGACGGCGAGGUGAGCUCGGUCAGGUCUGCAGGGACCAUCCUGGACGACAUCGGGAACAUGUUUGAUGACCUGGCCGACCAGCUGGACGCCAUGUUGGACUGAAGACGCUUCAGACUUUUAUUUUGAAAGGAACAUCCUCAGGAAGGGGAACGGUCGGAGCAGGAACGCCGUCGUCUCCACCGGCUGUCAGCUGGACUGUGGGAGAUCCGGUCCGAUGGCCUGAAGGCCAGCUCCGGUCUUCCGGACCAGAACCACCAACCAGGUUUCAGGUUUCCCCCUGGAUCCUGGUGGGGGGAGGGGUGAACUCACUGCCAAAGAUCCAUUUAGUGAUUUAGCACCGAGAUCCGACUCCACUGAUCCGUUCUUCUCUACCCGUUUGGUAACAAACAUCAGCGCUAACGCCAGGCGCUAGCCGCAGAUCGGGUCCAAACAUUUCAUGAUUUGAUGUCUCGUCUGAUGCGUUCAGACAGAUCCACGUCCACAAGAUUUUAUUGUGAAGCCAUUCCUGCUAAUCGCCAAGCGAAACCUGCAGCUCUGCUGCCACCUGCUGUCCAGACUGUUCCAGCAGCCGGAAAGUCUCAGUUUAAAACUGGACCAUGAACACCUGCAGCAGGUGAGGGGGUGGAGCCAGAAGGCGUUACUCUAAAUCACAGAGUGACCAACACGAUUUAUUGCUCAACCAAACUCAUGCUGGAGUUUCUGUUAGCUCCACCUGGUGGCCGUCAGUGACAUAGCACCUGUUAGUUUUUAAAGGUGAAGGACCGCCUCCAAACGGGCUGAAGAUCCAGCCAGAACAAGAAGAGCAGCUUUAGAGAACGUUUGGUGUGACGGAUUUCAGCAGCAGGCAGCUGUGGCACGGAGGUGGAGCGGUUAACCUCUGAUCAGGAGGUCGCAGGUUCGAUUCCUGCCUCCUACCCAUGUGUCCUUGAGCAGGACGCUGAACGGCACAUUUGUCCUGGUGGUUACAGACUGAAGUGUGAGGGAAUGUUUAUGGGUGAAGGAGACCGUAAACACGGUUUGUGUUAUCCUGAAACGUAACUUUAGUUUCUGCAAACGUCUUCACCCAGAAACUGUUGGUCCUGAAGUCCUGACAGAACGGCGUUUCAGGUCACAGAACGUCAGUAAACGUUUAGUUCUCCACGUCUGACUGCAAAAGAAUUCAACUUCUGUCAUUUUGUCCCAAAGUUUCACCGUCUAGAUCUAAAAACACUAAAACAGAAACUCUAAACACAGAGUUAAAGAAUCCGGUUGUGCUGAUAAAUGAAGAAAUGAUGAAUUCUGGCUGUUUUUCAGAGAAUAUGAAUGAAAACACAAAACCUUUUCCUUCACUCAUGUUAGUGUUUGGAUGAAGUCAUUUAGUGGUAAACUACAGUUUUUAGAUCAUAAUGACAGAAAACACAUCCCAAACCAUCAGCGACCGCCUCCGUGCCUCACAGUAGCUGAUUGGUCCUCUCUGAAUGCAGCCUUUGUGGUUGUGUCCAUUAAGUUCCAUCUGGGCCUCAUCACUCUGACCGGUUUGGUUUCAUCAGAACUCUUCACUUUCCAAAGGUUUAAACUCUGCUGACUGACAUUCUCCACUUCUAGACAUCUCUUCCUGUUUGUACAGUUCCGUUACCUUUUCCCGUAGAUCUUCUGACAGCUCUUUAGCUUUCCUCAUGACUCGGAUCCAGAGAUAUCAGUGCAGUUCUGGAUGAAGGUCUGUUGGAGUCCAGAGACUCUCAGACAAUCUAGUCUCGUUUCCACUGAGCGGUCCGGUCCAGUUUGAUCCGGUAUUUUGAGCGUUCCCAUUGUUAAAUGGACCCAUUGGACCCAUUAAACAGUUCCGACCUGUUCCUCUUGAGGGCCUCCGUCCGUAAAUGGCUUCACUGACUAACUCUGAAUGGAAACAAAGUUUAUCAUCCAUAUUCUAUAAGAACAUGACCAGAAAUGAUCCUCGGAGCGCAUCUGCAGGACAAACGUUUAGAGUUGAUGCUGUUUGUCUGAAUAUAAACUGUUAUUUAUUAUCACUGUCACAGAAAGAAAUAAUUCAUUAGAAAUAUAAACAUGUACAGAAAAUGAAUUAUUUUUAUAUUUGAAUGAUUUUUUAAUAGAUAAAAACAGACAAACAUAUUUUAAAGAUGCUGAUUUUAGCUUUUGUUUCAGUUGAUUCUUCUAUAUUUAGGUGUUUUCCUCACAGUGAACACUAGAGGGCAGCGGUUUGUGUUUUCAACAGAAAAGUGGAGAACAGAAACAACUCCAGAAAAUCAUUUGAUGAUCGAUCGUCUUCUACGGAUGUUAACCUGUAACUGUUGUGUCUCUAGCGCCCCUAGUGGUCAGACUGAACCUUCGUUUAUCAAACUGAAUCUCCAUCCGUCCUCCAAACUUUUCUGGCUGCUGGAACCAAACCUGGACGAAGCGUCCGACCAUUUCAAUUCCUGGUUUUACAGCCGGGUUCUUGGUGAUCCGGGUCACACUUCCCAGAAUUCUGCUCUUCAGGACAGCAGAAGACCUUCUCAGAUGAAGCGUCUCAGAUCAUUCGGCCCGUCUGUUGUUGUUGUUCCCUUGAGGGGCGGAGCUUCUGUCCUUUAUGCAAACUGUGUUUUUAUACUUAUUUGGUCCAAAUUACUAUUUAAGUUUUCUGUCCAUCAGAGCCUGAACCAAAGUGUGCUGAUGCUCCUCUGCAGGAACCUGCAGUGGAUGCAGUUUGUUAGCAGCUUGUAGAUGAGAACCUAGCGAAUGGGAUUUCCCAGCAGACCUGAACACAUCGCAGGUUCUGGAAGGAGAAAAAAAGAGUUUGACUGAACUGUAAAUCUGUGAUCAAAUUCAGCACUUCCCACUGCUUUUAUUUUGAAGCAGGAAGCAGCUGCUGCUCUGUUGUUUUGUUAAUGUAAUAAUUACAAGUUAAACUGAAGCUGAAUAUAUGUGGUUUAUAUAUUAAAGUUGGUCCUUUUAUGUUUCCUCUAGAGUAAAAGUUGGAGGUGCUGUUUCUGCAGCUGCCCAGCAGGGGGCGCAGACAGAUUCCUCAGCCUGUAAAGUUCAAUCCUCAAAUGUAUGAAAAUGUAUUUAAUGAAUUAAAGCUGGUUUAAAUAAA
Molecule: messenger RNA, 6936 nt
Organism: Oryzias melastigma (Indian medaka)
Lineage: Eukaryota; Metazoa; Chordata; Actinopteri; Beloniformes; Adrianichthyidae
Product: caskin-2
Molecular function (GO): protein binding
Source: RefSeq, a predicted model, not a curated record